Molecule: messenger RNA, 284 nt
Organism: Austrofundulus limnaeus
Lineage: Eukaryota; Metazoa; Chordata; Actinopteri; Cyprinodontiformes; Rivulidae
Product: germinal-center associated nuclear protein
Biological process (GO): mRNA export from nucleus
Cellular component (GO): nucleus; transcription export complex 2; cytoplasm
Source: RefSeq, a predicted model, not a curated record
GCCCAUGUCGUCGUUCGACGCCAAGAUAAACAACGAGAACAUGACGAAGUGCCUGCAGAGCCUGAAGGAGAUGUACGAGGACCUGGCCACGCAGCAGGUCUUCUGCCCCCACGAGGCCGAGUUCCGCCAGUACAGCGUGCUGCUGAAGCUGAACGACGGAGACAUCCUGCGGGAGGUGCAGCAGUUCAGGGAGGAGGUGCGCAAAUCACCCGAGGUGAAGUUUGCGGUUCAGGCCUUCGCUGCCGUCAACAGCAACAACUUUGUUCGCUUUUUCAAGCUGGUGA